AUGGUCGUUUACGGUGUAAACGCUCCAAGUGUUAGAAGUGAAAAAGUAAACUAUGUGAAAAAUGAUGUUAUUGAAAAUCGAACUGACAUUUGCGAAUCAGCACUUGCUCAAAGACGCUCAGCACAUUUGCCCAAAUUGAAAGAGAUAUCGAAUAAAUCGAAAGCAUUAGACAAUGAUUCAUCAGCACAAUGUAAGAUGAAUGAUUUUGAUUUUGUAUACUCAGAUAGUGAUACUUAUGCUGCAGAGCUUGCUGAACUUUACACAUAUAGUGAAAUGCAAGACUGGGCUCUAAACAUGCAUGCUUAUGGUGUUUUUAUGAAAUCUAGAGAAGGCAGUCAGAAAUGGUCCUCUUUUUCGGAAAGUCAACAGAAAAAUAUUUUUUUUUGUUUACUUGAAGAGUUGGAACAAGCUGAUGUAAACAAACGAAUUAGUGCAGCGCGUUGUUUGCUUUAUAUUUUACAGGGUGCUUAUAUGGAUUUUGAUGAUAAUAAUGGUAUCGUCACCGAUGUUAGAGAAAAUGAAGAAUUAGGGACCGCGAAUUGUGAACAAAAGUGCUUGGUUGAAGGGAUUUUGAACGCUUACAAAAUGUAUGAAGUUGGAGCAUAUCAGGUAUUAUGUAAACUGUUAUUGACUGAAACUCAUGAUAUGUCGGAUGGACGAUUUAAUGCUACAGAUCAGGGCAGUCGAUCGACUUCAGCAUCAGAUAGUCGUUCAGCAUCUAAUGCCGAUCUUUCGGACAGCUGUGGUGCAGAGAGACGAAAUAAUCGACGAACUGCAACAAUAGCUGAUAACGAAUCACUUCGUGUAGUUCUUUGCAUCCUAUAUCACAUGAUAGAGUCGAUAAGACGUCAAGAUUUAUUUGAAUAUGUCGUACCGGUCGAUAAGAAACCGCGAUAUAUGAAACUGAGAAAAGAUUUUAUGGAAGAAAUCGAAGAAAUUAUUGAGGGGACUAAUGUGUCGCUAAUUAUUGUUUUGCUGGAUAUGAUGCCCGCUUUUUGUCAUGGAAAAAGCCCUCAUUUUCCUAUUAAAAAGAUUCUCUUGCUGAUUUGGAAAAUCCUUUUGACGAUUUUGGGAGGAUGGAAAGAGUUACGAGAGGGUAAAGCCGCCAAAAGAGCAGCAGCAAAAUUAAAUGCGGUUGAAGAUACGCUUCUUGUUGCAAGUGCUAUGAAGUCGUCCUCUAUAAGUGGAAAUGAUUCAGAACAAAGUCAAGGUAUUGCACGUUUGAAGAAAACAGUUAGUCCAUCUAUUCGAUUAAUAUGUCGCCAGCUUGCUUGUACUGCAUCGGAUUCCCUUGAAGAUAAAACCGAUGUUACAUUGGAUAAAUCAGACAGUGAAAAUGAAAAAAUCGGUCACGAGAAAGAAAUUGUGGAUUUGUGCAACGAUGUAAGUUGUGAAAUUCGGAAAGAUGCAGAUGACUUCAGCACAAACUUGGUAAUUGAUGAAAAAGUGCCUCAAACUUCGUCAGCAUCAGAAGAUAUGUCUUACACUUCUACUCUCUCUUGCAACCCAAGUCGUCCAAAUCCAAGUUCAUAUUUCGGUGAUCAUACACCGGUAGCAGGUACGCCACCACCUAUAGAUAUACUUUUCCGGACAUCUUUACCAUGGAAGUCAAAAGUGCGAGAAGAAGAUAUUGCAGCAUUUUUGCAAUCUGAAAGAAUGAAAUUUUUCAAUUAUCAUUUACCAAAUGAUUCAACAACGAUAUUUGGCUUACCAUUACCAAUUCAGAAAAGUAUUGAAGCUUUACGCCGUAACGUUUAUGUUUCGUUGGGCGAUUUAGAGGCAAAUCGAGAAAGAGAACUGAAUCGGUAUAUCUUUUCGCAAUGUGAAGAAAAUAUUCUACUGACCAGUGCAGAAAAACUGUACCGGAUGAUAUUGCCUAAUUUAAGUCAGUAUGUCGUUGCUUUAUUAAAAGUAUUAGUAGCUGCUGCACCGUCUUCCAAGGCAAAAAGUGAAGCGAUCAAUAUAUUAUCAGAUGUAUUGACACCUGGAACCGAACACUGCGAAAUAUUAUCGAGUUCAAUCAAUUUCGAUAGUUCGCUGUCUAAUGUGUUAGAAGAUAGUCUUCGUGUUGGAAUUGAUGUCAAUCGACACAAAGAGAUAAUUGUGAAAGCCGUCUCAGCAAUUCUUAUAUUGCUAAUGAAACAUUUUCGGCUGAAUCACGUAUAUCAAUUCGAGUAUCUUAGUCAACAUCUUGUUUUUGCUAAUUGCAUACCACUGAUUUUAAAAUUUAUGGAGCAAAAUAUGGUUCAUCACAUGCAAUCGAAAAACGAAUUACCGCCAUACAAUUAUCCUUAUGCUCCUCUCUAUUAUGCACGAAAUGAGGAAUGGCCAAUACUUGACACUGAUAAUCUGGAAGACACUGAUUCUCAAUCAUAUUACUUAUGGCGCAACGUCUUCUCAGCUAUCAAUUUAUUGCGCGUACUAAAUAAACUGACGAAAUGGAAACAGUCACGUACAAUGAUGCUAGUAGUUUUCAAAUCUGCACCAAAGUUACAACGCUCACUGAGAGUUAAAUUAGCAGUAUUUCAACUUUAUGCGUUGAAACUGCUAAAAAUGCAAGCUCGAUAUCUGGGGCGUCAGUGGAGACGGACAAAUAUGGAUAUAAUGUCUGCAAUAUAUGCAAAAGUACGACAUAGAUUAAAUGAUGAUUGGGCAUUUGCAAAUGAGACUCGUUCGAAAUCAUGGGAUUUUCAAAAUGAAGAGGCUGCAUUAAAGACUGCGGUGGAAAAAUUCAAUUCCAGGCGGUAUGCUCAUCUCUAUCCUGCGCUUGCACUGGAUGUGGAGGAAGCUUCGUCUCCUGGUGAUGGCCAUUUAGAUAGCAUUCAUAUACAUGAUUUUGGACCAGUAAAUAAUAGUUUUCAGUCACUGUUGGGUACAAAGAUUAAAUUGAGCAAUCGAUUCAAACGCAAUUAUGCGAAGUGGGUUGAUGAUGAAGUGGUAAAGAACCACACUAACUGGGACUUACUAAUGACGUUUACUCGUGGUAUGACUGAUAUUUUAUAA
This is a messenger RNA of Thelazia callipaeda (thelaziosis nematode), 3003 nucleotides long. Lineage: Eukaryota; Metazoa; Nematoda; Chromadorea; Rhabditida; Thelaziidae. The record is from the annotation of a GenBank genome assembly.